Messenger RNA from Tigriopus californicus, 1703 nucleotides. RefSeq names its product tryptophan 2,3-dioxygenase-like (gene vermilion). The transcript is spliced from 7 exons. Lineage: Eukaryota; Metazoa; Arthropoda; Copepoda; Harpacticoida; Harpacticidae. The record is from RefSeq and is a predicted model, not a curated record. Gene Ontology annotation, molecular function: L-tryptophan 2,3-dioxygenase activity; heme binding; metal ion binding. Bases 87 to 1412 code for a protein of 441 amino acids.
AGACGUCAGAGUCUGCAGAAGGGAAGGCGAGGAAACUAAAACGUGUUUGUCCGGAUUAGUGAACAGUUCAGUUCUGAACCUUCACCAUGAAUGGUCAGAACGGAAGCGUUCCCAAAGUUAUCUUGUCCAAUGGAUCCACUGGUUGUCCCGCUGGUUAUGGACAAUCUCCGAGUACUCAUCACUCAGCAUUGGACAAGAUCCGGGCCAGUCGCUCUCGCACCACAUCUGUGAAUCCCACGGAUGUCGAGCAAGAUGGGGUCAACAUGUUGGCGGAUGCUGGAGGACUCAGCUACACCAACUACCUUCAAUUGGAUAAGAUACUCGACGCUCAAGAGCUCCAAUCCGAGAUCAUGGGGAACAAAGUUCACGAUGAGCAUCUCUUCAUUAUUGUUCACCAAACCUAUGAGUUAUGGUUCAAGCAAAUCCUGUUCGAAGUGGAUUCCGUUCGCGACCUUUUCAUGGGAGGAGAGAAGAUCAUGAAGUCGUUGCAAACGAAAACGACCGUAGCUGCGGUUCUGGAUGAGCGUCGAAUGCUGGAGAUCAUCAAGCGAAUGCAUCGCGUGGUUAUGAUUUUGAAACUACUUGUGGAUCAAAUCCACAUUUUGGAGACGAUGACGCCUCUGGAUUUUAUGGAUUUCCGUAACCAUCUCUCUUCAGCUUCUGGAUUUCAAAGUCUUCAAUUUAGGUUGUUGGAGAAUAAGUUGGGUGUGAAAGAUGAAAACCGAGUUCGAUACAACAAGAGCAACUAUCGCAGAGUUUUUGAAGACGCAGAGGCCAUUGAAGCUCUGGAAGCAUCGGAACGUGAACCAACCUUGAGCGAAUGCAUUCAACGGUGGUUGGAGAGAACCCCUGGAUUGGAACAAGAAGGGUUCAAUUUCCCAGCGAAAUUCCAAUCUGCUGUCGAAGCUCUGUUCAAGCAUGAUGAGAUUGCAAUUGAGACAGAGACGAACGACGCCAAAAAGAAGCACUUGAUUGGCAACCUCAAGAUCAAGAAGGAGCAAUUCGAUACGAUCUUCAAUGCCCAGAAACAUGACGCCCUUUUCAAAAGAGGCGAGCGAACCAUGACCCAUCAAGCACUCUUGGGGGUCAUCAUGAUCAAUUUGUACAAGGAGGAGCCAAGGUUCCAUCAACCUUCUUUGCUUUUGGAGGAGCUCAUGAACAUUGAUUCUUUGAUCACCAAAUGGCGAUAUAACCACGUGCUUUUGGUCCAGAGGCAACUUGGAUCUCAAACGCUUGGAACAGGUGGUUCGUCGGGAUAUCAAUAUCUUCGGUCCACUCUGUCUGAUCGUUACAAGAUCUUCUUAGACUUGUUCAAUUCGUCAACCUUCCUCAUCCCAAGGGAGCACAUUCCACCCCUUACGGAUCAAAUGAAGUGCCUCCUUCGAAAUCAAAGCUUCUCUUCUGAUAACUAAGCGAUUACUAGGUUAAAAAUCGUUGAUACUUAGUGCGGAUUCGCGAAUCUUAUGCUACUGGAGGCUUUGAGCUAGAUAGAAACAUGUACAAAUGCAUAAAACUUGCUAAAAAAGGUGUGAGUGCGAUUGAAAGAGAAAAAAAUGAUGGCCGCGACGAUAGGAAAAUGUACAAAGAUACAACUACUAGAUUAAAGGAAUGUGUGCGGAACUAAAAGUGUGUGCAAAUGUAAAAACAUUUUCUUCCCCCUCGGUGGAAAUGAAAAUUUGAAAUGCAAUCCAUGUUUUGAUAAA